This is a messenger RNA of Staurois parvus, 521 nucleotides long. The record is from the annotation of a GenBank genome assembly. Lineage: Eukaryota; Metazoa; Chordata; Amphibia; Anura; Ranidae.
UUCAUGUUGUUCAUUGCAGGUAUUGACUUUAAAAUCAGAACUAUAGAAUUAGAUGGCAAGCGAAUUAAGCUACAGAUAUGGGAUACUGCUGGACAAGAGAGGUUUCGUACAAUCACAACGGCAUAUUACAGAGGAGCAAUGGGUAUUAUGCUGGUUUAUGAUAUUACAAAUGAAAAGUCAUUCGACAAUAUAAAAAAACUGGAUACGAAAUAUUGAAGAGCAUGCAUCUGCUGAUGUUGAAAAAAUGAUUCUUGGAAACAAAUGUGACGUGAAUGAAAAACGACAAGUUUCUAAAGAGAAGGGGGAAAAAGCUGGCACUUGAAUAUGGAAUUAAAUUUAUGGAGACUAGUGCAAAGGCCAAUAUUAAUGUGGAAAAUGCUUUUUUUACAUUGGCACGAGACAUCAAAGCAAAAAUGGACAAAAAGAUGGAGGGAAACAGUUCCCAGAGCAGUAAUCAAGGAGUGAAAAUAACCCCAGAACAACAGAAGAAGAGCAGUUUCUUUCGAUGUGUUCUUCUGUGA